Molecule: messenger RNA, 1245 nt
Organism: Plutella xylostella (diamondback moth)
Lineage: Eukaryota; Metazoa; Arthropoda; Insecta; Lepidoptera; Plutellidae
Source: RefSeq, a predicted model, not a curated record
UGUUUUUUGGUUGUUAUAGUAACGCUGUGUUUGCUUCAAUUUAAAGGUUAUGUUAUAAAAACCAGAAUCCACAAUAUGCCCAAUAAUUCGUCAGAUUCGAGAAAAAUACAUAAUUGCGACCGAAUAGCGAGGCAUCCUUCGGUUACUGAUCAAAAGUACAUUAAACCUAGAAGAGUCAUAGCAUCCAAGAAGGCCUUUCCAGCAGACGGGAGAAGCUUCUCAACCGGUAAAUUAGAUCCCAAACCUGCUUCUGCCAGGAGCAAGAAGUCAACAAAAUCUGACUCAGUCGUGACCAAGAAGGAGCAACACAAAUUAUGCCCCGGAUGCUGCCAUAAAUGCGGGGAUAGCUUCAACCAAGAGGAACCUUUCAAUCGCUUCUGUAAUACAAGCAGGGCUACACCAAGCCAAAACAAGAAACUAAGCAUCAAGAUAGCUUGUAGUGGCGUCCAACAGUAUUACAGAAACGAAAAUUUUCAAGAAUCAUCUGGAUCUAUUCGUGAAGCGAAAACACCUCGACAGCCGGCCCUUGAUCCUAUAAAUGAAACGCCAGAGAAGUCAACGACCCAUGAUAGUGGAGAGAUAGUGAUUCUAACAGAGUCCUCAGAUUCCGAUGGGUGCAUUGAUUUCGAGGACCACAAAUCCCUGAUGGAGAUCAAAAAGUUCAGAGAAAAAUACUUUUUCGAAUGCCAUAAUUCAAAGAGCAGAGUUUACAAAAAUAAAUGUGGAUCCAAGAACUCGGACAAUCACAAGUGUGUAUACAGAUUUUAUUUGAAUGACCGACUUUUUCCUGUACCCCUUUGUACAGAUCACAACAAUAGUAUAAGAUGUGUCGAAUGUCACUUACCUCUAGAGGAAAGGGGGGAAAGUGCUGAGAUAAAUGGCACGAUCCAAGCGAAGGUAAAAAUUGAUGAUGACGAAGAAGCUCAAGACAUGACACUUUUUUUACCUGUUAAAGACUCUUUGAUAGUGCGAGAAAAAAGACUGGAUAAAAAUAAGCAAAACGAAGAAAUCUUGUACUUUGGAGUUGUAAAACUCAACUGUGAUGGUGAUUCAGUGUUUGAGCCGAAUGCUCCAAGUAACUCGCUGGCUCUCAGAUAUCAGAAAGGUUAUAAAGUAUUUAAAAAGAUCGAUAAUCUCGUGUAUGGUCCAUCAGAUAAUGGAAAAGCCAUUAUUCUUUAACUUUAUUUUUCCCAUCUACUGAUAACCUAGUCUGACCAUUCAUAAUAAAUUUAUUGAUGAGAAUUA